AUGAUGUACGCUUACAUUGCCUUCAUCAUUAUUUUUACAAAACUAGUCAGCAUUCAAACUGAGCCUAAUGGUGUCACUAGAACUUGGGAUGAAGCUAUUGUUCUUGCGAAAAGAUUUGCAGCCCAACUGACUUUAGAAGAAAAAUGCAAUAUGACUGAAGGUGUUGCAAGUGAUUGUACCGGAUUUGUUUCACCUGUUUCACGUCUUAAUUUUAGUGGUUUUUGUUUGCAAGGUUCACAAUCGGGUGUUGGUGACAGUGUACAAUUCUCUACAGCAUUCGUUGCUGGUAUUCAUAUUUCAGCUAGCUGGGAUCGUGAUCUCUUCUAUCGACGUGCUGUUGCCAUUGGUCAGGAAUUUCGAGGAAAAGGGAUCCAUUAUGAUUUAGGACCUAUGGUGAACAUAGAUCGAAAUGCCCUUCAUGGACGUAAUUGGGAAGGAUUUGGCUCGGAUCCAUAUCUUUCUGGCGAAAAUGCCUAUUAUUACGUUCAAGGUGUUCAAAAUCAAGGUGUUGUAGUCACUGCAAAACAUUAUAUUUGCAAUGAACAAGAAUCCAAUCGUACCUAUUAUCCGAAAACCGGACCCAGUCAAGGUUAUUCAGCGAAUCUCGAUGAUAAAACUAUGCAUGAAAUUUAUUUGUGGCCAUUUGCUGAGAGUGUUGCAGCCGGAGUUGGUUCCGUCAUGUGUUCCUACAAUCAAAUUAAUGGAACGCAAGCAUGUCAAAAUAGAGAAACUUUGAAUGAACUUUUGAAAGGAGAACUUCAAUUUCAAGGUAAUGUUAUGUCCGAUUGGGGAGCGACAAAAGUCGGAUUAGAAUCUGCGUUGAGUGGAUUGGACAUGAAUAUGCCCGGUCAAGAUGGACUUAUGGGCUAUGCUCUUCUUCUAGCUGUCAAAAAUGGAUCUAUCACAGAAGAAAGAAUAAACGAUAUGGUAAUUCGAAUUAUGACACCAUAUUUUUUGCUUGGACAAGAUCAAGAUUUUCCACCUAUCAAUUUAGAUUAUGAUGCUAUGAAAGAUCAUUACUUGCUUAAUCGACAUCUUGGUAUGGCAGGUAUGAUUCUACUUAAAAAUAUCAACAAUACUCUGCCAUUUAGUGUCAAUACAGACAAAAUCUAUUCUAUUUAUGGAUCAGCAGCAAGUCGUUAUAUUGACGGUAUUGAUAGACCGAUUAAUAUUGUGGGAUUGGAUGGUGCUUUAUAUCAGGGUGGAGGUUCAGGCUACGUCCGUCCAACAUAUGCUAUUGAUCCUCUCACUGCGCUUCUUAUACAUGCUCGAGAUUUUCAUCUACAAAUUCAAUACAUUGUCGAUCAAGAUGAUUAUGUUUCUAUAAAUCGUUCGUUGGACAAUAGAAAGUUUUCAGGAGGAAAAUGUCUUGUUUUUAUCAAUGCUUGGUCAUCAGAAGGACGUGAUCGUCAUAAUCUUUUUGCUUAUCAUGAUGGUGACAAGUUAAUUAAUACGGUAGCUGCGCGUUGUGCAUCAACAAUUGUUAUUGUCAAUAGUGUUGCACAACUUAAUCUCGAAGGUUGGAUUGAACAUCCAAAUGUUACCGGUGUUAUUUGGAGCGGUUUAUCAGGUCCAGAGUAUGGACCAGCUAUUGUUGAUGUUCUUUACGGUGAAUAUAAUCCAGGUGGUAAAUUAGUGUUCACCAUAGCUAAAAAUGAUUCGGAUUAUGGAACUAAUAUUACUAACACAUACAACUCGAAUUAUACGGAAGGUGUUUUCUUAGACUACCGCCAUUUUGAUAAAUAUAAUAUCACACCACGCUUCUAUUUCGGCUAUGGAAUUUCCUAUACGAACUUUUCUUUCUCGGAAUUGACGAUUUCAAAAGUUAAUCAACAGAACCAUAUUUCACUUUAUAGACAGCGCCGUUCAGCGUCUUAUAAUAAUAAAGAUUUAUUAGGAAUGUAUGAACCUGUUUAUACGAUUAGUUUUACUAUUUCAAAUAUCGGCAAUGUUGAUGGUUCCGAAGUACCCCAACUCUACCUCGGUUUUCCAGAAGAAGCAGCUGAACCACCAAAAAUUUUACGCGGUUUUGAACGAGUUUAUUUGGCAGCUGGCGAAUCAAAGAUAGUGACUUUGGUAUUAAGACAACGAGAUAUUUCAUAUUGGAAUAAUAUCGAUCAAAAAUGGACUGCUGCUUCUGGAGAAUAUACAGUUUGGAUUGCAACAUCAGCUAAUAAUGCUGACAUUAAACUCGAAGGCUUUUUUCAUAUUUAA
Molecule: messenger RNA, 2214 nt
Organism: Adineta steineri
Lineage: Eukaryota; Metazoa; Rotifera; Eurotatoria; Adinetida; Adinetidae
Source: the annotation of a GenBank genome assembly